Plectropomus leopardus (leopard coralgrouper) is the source of this 1821-nucleotide messenger RNA. The record is from the annotation of a RefSeq genome assembly. NCBI's taxonomy places the organism in Eukaryota, Metazoa, Chordata, Actinopteri, Perciformes, Serranidae.
AUGUACAGUACUUCUCUCUUAAUAUCAUCAAGCUUUAUUAUCAUUAUUAUCUUAUUAUUUUACCCUAUUAUAUCUACCCUAACUCCUGCACCCUUACCAAAAAACUGAGCUCUGUCCCACGUAAAAACAGCAGUUAAGUCGGCUUUUUUUGUUAGCUUGUUACCUCUAUUUCUAUUUCUUAAUGAAGGUGCAGAAACCAUUAUCACUUCCUGAAGCUGAAUAAAUACUAUAACAUUUGACGUAAAUAUUAGCUUCAAAUUUGACCACUACUCCAUCAUCUUCACCCCUAUUGCUCUUUAUGUAACUUGAUCAUGAUAUAUGCAUGCCGACCCUUACAUGAACCGCUUCUUUAAAUACCUUUUAAUUUUUCUAAUUGCUAUAAUUAUUCUAGUCACAGCAAAUAAUCUCUUCCAACUUUUCAUCGGGUGGGAAGGGGUCGGUAUUAUAUCUUUCCUUCUCAUCGGAUGGUGAUACGGGCGGGCGGACGCAAACACUGCAGCCCUCCAAGCGGUGGUUUACAACCGAGUCGGGGAUGUCGGACUAAUUCUGGCUAUAGCUUGAAUAGCUACACAUCUUAAUUCAUGAGAAAUUCAACAAAUAUUUGCUACCGCAAAAGAUUUUGACUUAACUCUUCCUCUCCUUGGACUUAUUCUCGCUGCCACCGGUAAAUCCGCCCAAUUUGGUCUUCACCCCUGACUUCCUUCUGCUAUAGAAGGUCCUACACCGGUCUCUGCCCUACUACACUCCAGUACUAUAGUCGUUGCAGGUAUUUUUUUAUUAGUGCGCCUGAGCCCUCUCUUAGAAAAUAACCCUACCGCCCUUACCAUCUGCCUUUGCCUAGGAGCCCUUACCACUAUGUUUACAGCUACGUGUGCUCUUACCCAAAACGACAUUAAGAAAAUUGUUGCCUUCUCAACAUCCAGCCAACUCGGACUGAUAAUAGUAACUAUUGGUCUCAACCAACCCCAACUAGCCUUCCUUCAUAUCUGCACCCAUGCAUUCUUUAAGGCUAUACUCUUCCUUUGUUCUGGUUCAAUUAUCCACAGCCUAAAUGACGAACAAGAUAUUCGAAAAAUGGGAGGAAUACACCACCUUACCCCCUUCACCUCGACUUGCCUAACCAUCGGAAGCCUAGCCCUGACAGGAACUCCUUUCCUAGCAGGGUUUUUCUCAAAAGAUGCUAUUAUUGAAGCAUUAAACACUUCUUACCUAAGCGCCUGGGCCCUAAUCCUGACUUUAUUAGCCACCUCAUUUACAGCUAUUUACAGCUUGCGUGUUAUCUUCUUUGUUUCAAUAGGUCACCCCCGAUUUAAUUCUUUAUCACCUAUCAAUGAAAACAACCCCGCAGUGAUUAACCCUAUUAAACGACUAGCAUGAGGCAGUAUUAUUGCAGGCCUCCUGAUUACAUCCAAUAUCUUGCCGUUAAAAACACCAGUAAUAUCUAUACCUUUUAUGCUCAAACUAGCCGCUCUAACAGUCACAAUUAUGGGACUCCUUAUCGCAUUAGACCUUGCAUCAUUAACAAGCAAACAAUUUAAACCUACACCACGACUUACACUUCACCAUUUUUCAAACAUACUUGGCUUCUUCCCAAUAAUUAUCCAUCGCUUCUUCCCUAAACUUAACUUAACACUAGGUCAAGCCAUCGCUGGUCAAAUAGUGGACCAAACGUGAUUAGAAAAAGUUGGACCUAAAGCCGCAGCCUCAAUUAACGUACCUUUAAUUACAACUACAAGUAACGCUCAACAAGGCAUAAUCAAGACUUACCUUGCCCUUUUCUUAUUAACCCUCGCCCUGACUACUAUUCUAUUUAUUGACUAA